Ochotona curzoniae (black-lipped pika) is the source of this 5869-nucleotide messenger RNA. It is a transcript of the gene MBTD1, whose product is annotated as mbt domain containing 1. The transcript has 15 exons. Gene Ontology annotation, cellular component: nucleus. NCBI's taxonomy places the organism in Eukaryota, Metazoa, Chordata, Mammalia, Lagomorpha, Ochotonidae. Bases 793 to 2790 code for a protein of 665 amino acids. Gene Ontology annotation, biological process: regulation of DNA-templated transcription. The record is from RefSeq and is a predicted model, not a curated record. Gene Ontology annotation, molecular function: zinc ion binding.
UAUUUGCAUUGUAAAGUGGUUCAUUUUUUCCAUCUACUCCAAUCAGCCAUCAAGCUCUUGAUUUAUUUUUUUUCAUUGAACCCUUCAACACCAUCAUCCAUCCAUCCUCUAUAACAGUGUGCUUACAUUCUAGGCCUGCCUUACAGACCACUGGACAUCUCCCUUUCGUUCUGGUAGAAACUUCCAUUACCUGUGUCCUGGUUAGACUGUUGAGUUCUUGAAUGAGUCAUGUGACUUUUUUCUGUUUACUUUGAUAAUGUAAUGAAACACAUAUGAUAAUUUCCCAAGAAAAAAUAAACGUAGGGGCUAAGUCUUAGAAAGUGUAAUAUCUGAAAAUAUCUAUCCUGUCAUUAUAAUUGAGUAUUUGGUUGGAUGUAGGUGAGUCUUCCAAUCCCCUGUUUGAUUCUCCAAAUGAGCACAGCAGCCAGAGCUGGUCCAGGCCGAAGCUGAUGACAGGGUUCCAGAUGCUUGGACCAACGCGUGCUGCCUUCUCAGACGCGUCAGUGCGGAGCUGGCCGGAAGUGGAACAGCUCCGAUGAGGUGCCAGCACUGCAGACAGCAACUUAACCACUGCACAACACUGGCACAAAAUAAGUAGUUUUAAGGGGUUUUUGUUUUGUUUUGUUGAAUCUGAGUUCCCUCUUCUUCCCUGAUAGUAUCCUAUUCUUGCACCUCUGAAAAAAUAAUAUUUUUGAAGUUGCCUUUUGGCCCCUGAGUUAAUUCUGUUUCCUGUAGAUUGUUUCUUCCUGAAGAUACAUUUUCAUCUUUCAUACUCUUCAAGGCAUUUCUCAGAUGAUCGUUGAUCCAGGGUGUAUUCUGAGGUCUUACAUGUGUCUGGCUUGUUCUGCUCCUAAGACCAAACGUUCCUCACGACCCACAAGGAACCGAAGAGACGCGUCCGGGAUGUUUGACGGUUAUGAUAGCUGCAGUGAGGACACAAGUAGCAGCUCCAGCUCUGAGGAGAGUGAAGAAGAAGUUGCUCCUUUACCUUCUAACCUCCCCAUUAUCAAAAACAAUGGACAAGUCUACACAUAUCCAGAUGGGAAAUCUGGCAUGGCUACCUGCGAGAUGUGUGGGAUGGUUGGCGUACGAGAUGCAUUUUACUCUAAAACAAAGCGUUUCUGUAGCGUUUCAUGUUCAAGAAGCUAUUCGUCCAACUCCAAGAAGGCAAGCAUUUUGGCCAGACUUCAGGGUAAGCCUCCAACAAAGAAAGCAAAAGUUCUUCAGAAACAACCUUUAGUUGCUAAACUAGCCGCAUAUGCUCAAUAUCAAGCUACCUUGCAAAAUCAAGCAAAAACAAAAGCAGCAGUUUCCAUGGAAGGUUUCAGCUGGGGAAACUACAUCAAUAGCAAUAGCUUUAUCGCAGCGCCAGUUACAUGUUUUAAGCAUGCACCUAUGGGAACCUGUUGGGGUGAUAUCUCAGAAAACGUGAGGGUAGAAGUUCCCAAUACAGACUGCAGCCUGCCCACCAAAGUCUUCUGGAUCGCUGGAAUUGUAAAGUUAGCAGGUUACAAUGCGCUUUUAAGAUAUGAAGGAUUUGAAAAUGACUCGGGUCUGGACUUCUGGUGCAAUAUAUGUGGUUCUGAUAUACAUCCAGUUGGUUGGUGUGCAGCCAGUGGAAAACCCCUUGUUCCCCCUAGAACUAUUCAACAUAAGUAUACAAACUGGAAAGCUUUUCUAGUGAAAAGACUGACUGGUGCCAAAACCCUUCCUCCUGACUUCUCACAAAAGGUUUCAGAGAGUAUGCAAUAUCCUUUCAAACCUUGCAUGAGAGUAGAAGUGGUUGACAAGAGGCAUUUGUGUCGAACACGAGUGGCAGUGGUGGAAAGUGUAAUUGGAGGAAGAUUAAGGCUGGUGUAUGAAGAGAGUGAAGACAGGACAGAUGACUUCUGGUGUCAUAUGCACAGCCCGUUGAUCCAUCAUAUCGGUUGGUCUCGAAGUAUAGGCCAUCGAUUCAAAAGAUCUGAUAUUACAAAGAAACAGGAUGGACAUUUUGAUACACCACCACAUUUAUUUGCUAAGGUAAAAGAAGUAGACCAAACUGGGGAAUGGUUCAAAGAAGGAAUGAAAUUGGAAGCUAUAGACCCAUUAAAUCUUUCUACAAUAUGUGUUGCAACUAUUAGAAAGGUGCUGGCUGAUGGAUUCCUCAUGAUUGGGAUUGAUGGCUCAGAAGCAGCAGACGGAUCUGACUGGUUCUGUUACCAUGCGACCUCGCCUUCUAUUUUCCCUGUCGGUUUCUGUGAAAUUAAUAUGAUUGAACUUACUCCACCCAGAGGUUACACAAAACUUCCUUUUAAAUGGUUUGACUACCUCAGGGAAACUGGCUCCAUUGCAGCACCAGUAAAACUAUUUAAUAAGGAUGUUCCAAAUCAUGGAUUUCGUGUGGGAAUGAAGUUAGAAGCAGUAGACCUCAUGGAGCCACGUUUAAUAUGUGUAGCUACAGUUACUCGAAUUAUUCAUCGUCUCUUGAGGAUACAUUUUGAUGGAUGGGAAGAAGAAUACGAUCAGUGGGUAGACUGUGAGUCCCCUGACCUCUAUCCUGUAGGGUGGUGUCAGUUAACUGGAUAUCAGCUACAGCCUCCAGCAUCACAGUCAUCCAGAGAAAGCCAGUCCGCUUCAUCAAAACAGAAGAAAAAGGCUAAAUCCCAGCAAUACAAAGGACAUAAGAAAAUGACUACAUUGCAGCUAAAGGAGGAAUUGCUGGAUGGAGAAGAUUAUCAUUUCCUUCAAGGAGCAUCCGAUCAGGAAAGCAAUGGCUCUGCCAACUUCUACAUCAAGCAAGAGCCGUGAGGUGGCCCAGCUGAGGGUGGGUGGGACGGAUCGGACACAGAACUGAUUUCUAAUCAACCCAGCUGUACAGCAGGGCUAUUCUACUGGGAUGUUUUGCUAACCAGACAAGAUUUCAGUUCCAGAUUUUUCAGGUGGGUGGGGAAACUAUUUUAGCCGGGGGGAGGGGAAAUUUUUCAAUUUAUAAAGAUGGACACUUUUUGUGUUGUAUUUGAAGCUUUUGAAAGAAUUUUGUAAUAUUUUCCACGUUUGGAUUUAUGUGCAUUGUUAACAAGAACUGAAAUUCUAACUUUUUUGGUAAGAUUAAAGUUUAGGUAGCAGGAUUGAAGGAAAUGAUUUAAGAAGGAUAUAGUUGUAAAUGCAAAUGAACUGUCAUUACAAAUGAACCUUUUUUGGUACCUGUUGGGAGACUUUGGGAUUCUAGAAGUUAGGCCAGUCACAUCUCCAGCUUCCUUUGCUGCAGAAAUAUGCAACGGAACCCUCCGCAGAGGUUCACCACCACACAUCACGGAAGCGGUCAUGAUUCUGCUUGUUGGCGUUUUAUUACAGCCCAUCUUAAAUGUUUGUACAGAAAUGUUUUUCACUCUGUGAAAUUUAUUUGGAGUUCUGUAUGAAACUGGAAGAACUCUGGAUACUUUUAUAUGUUCUGUUUUACGUUUAAAAAAUUGAAAUUGUCCUAACACUAGAGUGUUAAACUGGAAUGGUUGAUAAGAUAUACAGGAUCUCAUUGUACCAGUUGAGGGGUUGGGGAAAAUGCAAUAUUGUCCUAAUUUCAUUUUAUUUUGCUUACUAAAAAAUACCCCACAAUUGGGAUUCUGAUCAGUUCUCUGCCAUUUCCCUCCAUCAACAGCCUAGUAUAUCCACACCCCAAAACAGAUGUUCUGUAUUAGCAGGAGAACCAAAGUAAAAGUUGUUCAAAACCAAAAUAAGUUGAGAUUUCAAAAUCAUUCCAGCUCCAUUUUUAAUUAUCCUAGAGUUUUUAUAAAAUAAUUUGAAGAAAUUUAAUUUUCAUAAAGUUCCAGAUGUAGUAUGAAUCGUCUUUAAUUGUAUUCAGAAUUUAUUUUAACAGUAACUGAUUUGGACCAUUAUGAACAUUCCCUAUUUUCAAAUUCGUGUGGCUUCCUUUAAACAGACAAGGAUACAAGGGUAGCUUGGUGAAAGGUUUGCUCUCUGCGAGUUGUGACUGAGUGGGAGAGCGCUAGCGUUUACCAGUGAGGUUCAUAAACUAAACUCUCAGGAAUUAACUGCAUCUGUUCUACAAGUGCUUCUGGGUCUUAGCCUGGCCUCUUCAGAGUAGUAAUAUUGACCAUCUCCUCUGGAAUAUAGGUAGGGCUAAUUAGAAAUUAAUCAAAAUGAUUAACCUCUACAGUCCUUCAGCCUAUGGAAUGCUUUAAAAAAAAAAUGUUCAUGGAAAGCCCCAGGAGACUGUCUUAGGUAAGAUUUUUGUUUUCAAUUUUAAAAUGCAUAGAACAUUAAAAACCAGCAAUUUAUUUUCUAAAAUAAUGCUCUACUUUUGGGAAUAAUAGCAUUGGUAAUACGCACAGGUUUACCUCAUUCUAUGCAAGAGGGGUUAAUAACAUAAGGUUUUAUAGUAGCUACUGGAAGUAAAAUGUGUUACUUUAUAGUGUAAGAAUGUAUGGAAUCACAUGUCACCAUUUCGUAAUACUGACUUUGGGGCAUCAGUGCAGAUCGCAUCAGCGCAGGUUGAUUCUCACGUAGCAAAUGUGUGUGAAUUGACCUGUUCAAUUACUGGAUAUUUAUCUUAAGUAACAUUGCUGAGAGGGCCUACUGUAAAUGUGAUACACUCGCACUUCCCAAAUCCUUAAUGUUGAAGAAUCAUUGUGCAAACUUAAAGCCUACAGGAGUCCUAAAGCAUGGCUCACAGCAGACUCUAUUCUCAGACUGAGGGGAUUAAACCCAGGACUCUGAUUUAGUGACACAGGCACAACAGACCUGUUGGGUGGUGUCAUUUACCAACACCUGAGGAGUAAGCCUCUGUGGGAUCUGCAUGAACCAGGGAGGGUUACGAUUUGGAGCCAGUCAGUCCUGGGAAUUAGUUCUGUGAAUUCUGAUACUCAUUUGUAGCUAGUUCUAUAAGCUUCCAAUUUGACAGCAAAACCAGGCUUUCAAGUGUGUUAGAAUUUUCCACCUGUUCAUGAAGUGUUCUUUGCUUAUUCCGUGACCAACAGUUCAAGGUUGGUAAGGAUUUAUACGGUCUCAACACAAUCGUAGCCCUCUUCAUUGCUCAGACUCUAACUCCUGCUGCUGCUGAACAGAAAAGCAGUUCGUGCAGAGGAGAGCUAUGUCUUAGCCAUAACUGCAGCUGUACAACCCACAGCCCCAUUCUCUUACAGUUCAAAGUGUACUGCUGACCUGGGGUUUCUUUUUGUUUUUUUUGUUUGUUUUUGUUUUCUGUUAGGAUUAUUUGGGGACUUUUGGUAGUUUAAACCUUUAACCUUUUCCUUGCUGUGUUUGAGGAAAGUUAAAGCUGUUGUCAACUUCUUAUUCUACGGAUACUAACACGGGUUUUCAGUGUUUGUUUGUUUUUAUUAUUAUUAAUUUUGCGUGAUGUGAACACCCUCUCCCAUCAAUAUUUGUAUUAUGGUGCUAUAUAUUUGGUAAUGAUCCUUUAAUAUUGGGAAGGGAUUUUAAAAAUACUGUGAUUAAACUGGGUUUCUUCCUUUGAUUUUCGUAUUUUAAAAUAAAGCCACAGUCAUUUAUACAAAAGAAAAGCAUCUGUCCCUGGGCAACUCUUUUGAGGACAGAGGUCAAAGUAAACUGCAUAAGGUUUUUACAUCAUUUCUGUAUGUAUUUGAUAUAUAGAUCAAUAUCUGUAUAAAUUUAAUCUUUUAUUUUCUGGUAACUUGUGAUCAUUGAGAAAGUGUUUGAAACUUUCUCAUGAAGUGUAUAUAUAUGAUGGCGUGAAAAAUUCCUUCGGGGAAAUUUAUGUUCCUUUCAUUUUUACCAAAUUGCAAAUUUUCAGCAUGGAUGUGAAAAGCAUUAAAAUUAUAACUUUGUGUACAAGAUGAAAAUAAUUCACUAAAUUUGCCCUUUUUUACACAAAAUAAAAUGUUAAAGUUAA